Molecule: messenger RNA, 3662 nt
Organism: Mya arenaria
Lineage: Eukaryota; Metazoa; Mollusca; Bivalvia; Myida; Myidae
Product: soluble guanylate cyclase 88E-like
Exons: 11
Coding region: 807-3080 (757 amino acids)
Biological process (GO): cGMP biosynthetic process; response to oxygen levels; nitric oxide-cGMP-mediated signaling
Cellular component (GO): guanylate cyclase complex, soluble
Molecular function (GO): heme binding; guanylate cyclase activity; oxygen sensor activity
Source: RefSeq, a predicted model, not a curated record
GUGAUAGCUUUCGAGUCUGUAAACGCACGUGGAGAUUAUGAAUUUACAAAAAGGAGACAAGCUCAAAUCGACCUACACAUACAAAUAAAGCUAUACUGUAAAAAACUUGAUAAUUCGCGACAAUACGUGGGUGCCUCACGACAUGUGGACCUCGCUGAUGUCAACACGUCACGUAAUACAGGUGUGUUACGGGAGUGAACAAUACGUGUUGAAUAAACUUGUGUCUUAUUGCCUACAAUACUCGCGUGCGCGUAGUACCUUCAGUAAAUGUGACGAUAGGUAUACAUGUCUGCCGAGAAUAUAUCUAAGACUUGAUGAUACAAAGUGUAACCAUAACAUACAUGCUGAACGGUUUAUUUGAGUAAUAUGAACCCUCCAGUUAGUCUUUAUAUAUAAAGGUUGAAACGAUCGCGCGUUGUAAUAUACACUUGAUUAACACAUAUUUGUAAAGAUUCCGCCUUACCCUGGCACUGGUGUGUGGGGAACGUUACAGCGAUCACGUACCAGAGAAGGAAGUGUUUUACUAACCCUCACCCUGUGAUUGGGCCGGGGCAGGAGCGGUUUCCUAAUGUCUCCAGGGCUACAUGACUGUUACUAUUGAGCGGUAUACGUUAUUGGAGGAGUUCGAAAUUCGUGUUUUAUAAACCGAUAUGGACAGAUACAUUAAGAUUACAAAAAUAGAUUGACAUCAAUCUUAUAUGUAUACAAACAAUGUACAGAUUUUUAAGUGAGUCAGUCGUUGUGAAUAAUAGGAUAUUACCGAUUACUGACGUUUAGGAUUGUUCUACAACUAAACUAGAGACAGAAUGAGGUGUGAGGGGGGUAAGAUGUACGGGCUGCUGAUCGAGGCGAUCGUGCACUACAUCAAGGAGAACUUCGGCGAGCCCACGUGGCUGGAUGUCCGCCGCAUAGCUAACAUCCAGCAAGUUUCCUUCGCAACGCACGAGCGCUAUAGCGAGAACCUCGUGCCAAACAUCGCCAAGGCGCUGUCCGACAUCACCGGUGUCGCGUACAAUGAUCUCAUGGACUCGUUCGGUGUUUGCUUUGUGUCCUUUGUCGGCCAGUACGGUUACGACAGAAUUCUGAAAGUACUUGGAAGACACAUGACCGAUUUCCUCAAUGGAUUGGACAAUCUACAUGAAUACUUACGGUUCAGUUAUCCCAAACUCAGGCCACCGUCCUUUUUUGUUGAAGAGGAAACCGUGUCCGGAUUAACGCUUCAUUAUCGCAGCAAACGUAAGGGGUACGUUCAUUAUGUGAAGGGUCAAAUUAGACAGGUUGGCGCGUUGUUUUAUAACACGAAAAUAAAAAUUGACGUGAUCAGCGAGGAGGAGACGGAGCAUAUGACGCACGUGAUUAUGAAGUUAUAUUUUGACAAUACAGCGUACAAGGAAAUCCAGGAAAAACGAAAUGAAUACUCAGAAACUCUUCCGUUAAGCUCAGAUGUGUUUUUCGAGCUGUUUCCGUUCCAUAUUGUGUUUAACGAGGAACUAGAGGUUCAAGGCGCGGGUAACGGGCUAAUGGCUGUCUUCCCGGAUAUGGUGGGUCGCAAGGUGACAGAGGUGUUCACAGUUGUACUGCCCCUCGUUCCCUUCUCCUGGUUUAGCAUCUUGGCGCACACCAACAAUGCGUUCGAACUGCUGUCUGUAAAGACCGCCAGUCGCUUUCAGGAGGACCACAAAGUCAGGAAAGACGAUGACUGGGAGAUGGAGAAGGAUAUGGAGGAGGGCGGGCUUGAAGCGCCGGAUGGGUACGCCAUACACCUCAAGGGUCAGAUGAUGUACAUGCAGGACUGGGAUGCCAUCAUCUUUCUGGGAACGCCGAUAAUGGAGAGCCUAGACAUCAUGUUCAAGACGGGCCUAUACAUCAACGACCUGAGCAUGCACGACUCGAGCCGAGACUUGGUGCUAGCCGGAACACAACAAUCCGCAGAACUCAAGCUCGCUCUCGACCAGGAGCAGAAAAAGAGCAAGAUCCUGCAGGAGAGCAUGCAGAAGCUGGACGCGGAGAUGAAGCGAACAGACUCGCUUCUCUACCAGAUGAUCCCAAAACAGGUGGCCGACCGCCUCCGCAGCGGGGAACCAGCAAUUACAACGUGCGAGGUGUUCGAGAAUGUGACGAUCCUUUUUAGUGACGUGGUGGGCUUCACGCGCAUCUGCAGCCAGAUCUCGCCCAUGGAGGUCGUCUCCAUGCUGAACGCCAUGUACACCAAGUUCGACCAGCUCAGCGAGCAGCACAACGUCUACAAGGUGGAGACUAUCGGUGACGCCUACAUGGUGGUUUCCGGCGCCCCGGACAAGACACGUUACCACGCUCUCCAUAUAUGCGACAUGUCCCUCGACAUGCUAGACGCCAUGGCCGAGCUCCGCGACCCCUCUACCAACGGCAACAUGAAGAUACGCGUCGGUGUACACUCCGGGAACACGGUGGCGGGAGUGGUGGGGAUCAAGAUGCCGCGCUACUGCCUGUUCGGCGACACCGUGAACACCGCCUCGCGCAUGGAGACGAACGGCGAGGCGAACAAGAUCCACAUCAGCGAGACGACGCGUCGUGAGCUGCUGGACUUCCCGUACAUUCUGGAGGAGCGGGGGACCAUCCCCGUCAAGGGCAAAGGGUCGAUGAAGACGUACUGGCUGCUGAGCCGGGAACCGGUGGAAAACCCCAACACGCGCUGUCCGUUCGGCUCCAUUCUGCUUGAGGAGCUCUCUAAGGUCAACAGGAGUAACGAAAACGACGUGUUCAGCGUACAGAGGCGCAACGUGCACGAGUCUACCGAAUUCGGUGAGCUACGGUCAUUAUACUCCCCCGUGUCCUUCGAAGAUGUGAAACGAUCAAAGUCGGGUAACUCGACGCCAAUGGAAUCACCGGCAAAGAGGUUAAAUCAGAGCAAUGUCAGUCAGUUCAAUCAUGACCAUACAGCCACAGUGAACAACCACUCCAAUUUUGUCCCGCAAAUAAAAGAGCCGGCCUCUAUAGUGAGAAUCACGAACAAGAUUCAGCGUGUCGGUGAUGACUCCAACAAAACGCAUUUCAUAAGCAGCCCACUCAGUGCGUCCAGCCGGACAUGUUGUAUACUGUGAAUGAGCAUUAAUGUGAAACAAACAUGGCAUAGUCUUGGUACAAUCAUGAGGUAGUGAAACGUUCCUAGCGGUCAUGGUCAGUCAAGGUGACUUUGUAUUUUGUGUCCAAUGGUACUUACUAAACGUUCGAAUAUAAAAUUUUCCAAACACGAUUCAUGUUAGUUUGACUGUCCAUGAGACGAUUAUGUAAAAAGUCACUUUACUAGGCCUUCAGUCAUGGUGAAUAGUUUCAACGUUGAAGCAGCUGUAGGAAAAGUUUUAUCAAAAGUUACUGAAGCCGUAGAAGAAGAAUACGUAAGAGGUAAUUGACCACUAGGAAUCCUUCCAAAUAAGACUUAUGAUUUCCAAGGAAGGCAUUUUCAAGAUUCUGGACACCUCUUAUUAAACUAAUUUCCAAUCGACAAUGAUCAAUAUCAAAUGUACAUAUAUUUUGUUUACACAAGUUAGUGUACAACGUACAACAACAAAGUAUUGAAAAUACAUUUUGAACGUAGCAUGUUAACAAACGAAAUAUAUUUGUUAAAGAAAUGUUGUCAUAAAUAGUGUAUGUAUUUAAAGCCACGUAAUACAUUAUGAAAUUUC